AUGUUCCAUCUCUCAGUGUUUUAUGGAGCUGGACUCGUGGGGCUAUGGCUUUUGUUAAAGGCAGCACAGGCUCUGUAUAACAUUUCGCCAUUGCAUCCGCUGAGCAAGAUUCCAGGCCCUAGGCUGGCGGCUGCUACGUACCUCCCGGAGUUCUACUACGAUGUCAUCAAGUUUGGGUGCUAUACCAAGGAGAUUGGUCGGAUGCACCAGAUCUACGGCCCCAUUGUACGCAUCAACCCAAACGAAAUCCACUGCGACGAUGUCAGCUUCGCAGAUGAAAUCUACGCUGUAGGCGGACGCAAACGUGAUAAGCCCGUCCACCAGAUCAAUGGCUCAGCUCUCGGUGAAUCAGGCUUCGGCACAGUCGACCAUGAUCACCACCGCAUGCGCCGCAUCCCCGUGGCCAAGUUCUUCUCGCGCUCUAUGAUUGCCCGCCUCGAGCCCGACAUCCACGCCCUAGUUCAAAAGCUAUGCGACAAACUCCUCGCGCAGUCCGGCGAAAAUGACCCCUUUGAUGUGACCAUGGCCUACAGCUGCUUCACCUCCGACGCCAUCUCCAGCUACAGCUUCGGCCAGGGCUUCGGGCUGCUCGACCAAAAGACGUGGUACCCGAAUUUCCGCGAGCCCACCGCCUCCAUCCUCCGCCCCGUCUUCGUCUUCCGCUUCUUCCCAUGGACCAAAGCAAGCGCGGGCCUCGCCACCUUCUUGAUCGACUACUUGCCCAAGGACAUAGCCCUGAUGGUCAAGACGCUGCAAAUCGACAUUCCCGCACUGAUCCGCAAGGCCGAAGCCGAUCUCGACGCCGGCAUCACAUACGACCGCCCCACGGUUUUCGCCGCCCUCCUGCAAUCCGCGUCGGACGAGGAAAAAAACAAGCUCCGCUGGGUCGCUGACGAGGCCCAGGCCAUUGUCGGUGCAGGCACAGAGACAACCAGCUGGGCUCUCGCUGUCAUCACCUACCAUUUACUCAGCAACCCGCCCCUCCUGGCCAAACUCACUCGCGAACUCGAGACCGUCGUUACAGACCCCCGACACCUCCCCGGCUGGACACAGCUCGAGACACUACCGUAUCUCGGCGCUGUCAUCCAAGAGGGCCUGAGACUCUCGUACGGCGUGUCCAGCCGCACUGCGCGCGUCGCGACCGAGGAGAACCUCGUAUACCGCGGCGAGUGGGCCAAGAAAGACGUCGAAUACGUGAUUCCGCAGGGCUAUGCCGUCGGCAUGUCGGCAGCCAUUACCCAUCACAAUGAGCGCUCGUUCCCGGAUUCGUUUGCCUUUGCGCCCGAGCGCUGGCUCGAUGAAAACAAUCAGCGCAGAAAAGAUGUCGAGCGCGGUUUGUUGGCGUUCUCAAAGGGGAGUCGUGCGUGUCUGGGUAUGAAUCUAGCACUAUGCGAACUCCAUCUCUGUCUUACCGCGCUGGUCCUGCGUGUGCUGCCGCACAUGCGUCUUGCGGGCACCACGGACGAAGACGUGCUGUAUGACCACGACAUGUUUAUUCCCAUGACCAAGACCAGCAGGGGUGUGCGUGUGACGAUUGAAUAG
Molecule: messenger RNA, 1542 nt
Organism: Exserohilum turcica Et28A
Lineage: Eukaryota; Fungi; Ascomycota; Dothideomycetes; Pleosporales; Pleosporaceae
Exons: 4
Coding region: 1-1542 (513 amino acids)
Molecular function (GO): oxidoreductase activity, acting on paired donors, with incorporation or reduction of molecular oxygen; monooxygenase activity; heme binding
Source: RefSeq, a predicted model, not a curated record